AUGCUCUCAAUAGCAUUUUUCUUGAAGCCGGUGGUGGUGAAUGCUGUUCGCCACGUUCUGCAGGGUCUUUCCAGUGGCCGCAAAGUUGCAGAAACACCGGUGGAAUACGUCGGACAAGAAGAAAAAGAAGAGGUUUCGGACGACCUGGAAUUGGACAGUGGAAUAAACACCGCGUCACAAAACGCCACGUCAUCGGGACAAGAGGACACAGAAUUUAUGUACGAUAACGAGAUAACCAGCACUGCUACCGNAAACGACGCCGACGUGGUCGCGGGGCCAAACAAUUGGAGAUUUGUAAUGAUCAGAUCCAGUCCGGUUCGGGACCUAGUUAACCAUUUCGAAGGUCUCGCGCAAAGGUGGUAA
Messenger RNA from Cinara cedri, 363 nucleotides. NCBI's taxonomy places the organism in Eukaryota, Metazoa, Arthropoda, Insecta, Hemiptera, Aphididae. The record is from the annotation of a GenBank genome assembly.